Eucalyptus grandis is the source of this 959-nucleotide messenger RNA. RefSeq lists its product as uncharacterized. The transcript has a single exon. The record is from RefSeq and is a predicted model, not a curated record. The coding region runs from base 385 to 795 and encodes 136 amino acids. NCBI's taxonomy places the organism in Eukaryota, Viridiplantae, Streptophyta, Magnoliopsida, Myrtales, Myrtaceae.
CGAAAAGUAAGCGGCGGGCAGGUUGGCGCAGGUUGGCGCAGGUUGUCCCAACGCCAACCGCCCACCAAACGCAGAACUUUUCUCGUUCUCUCCAACGUCUCGAAUAUACACGAUUUCCGUAGAUUUCCCCCAUUUUCUUGUUCCGGUUUCCCGUUGGAUUCCUCGCGUUUCGAGCCCACCUAAGAAUAGAAUCGGAUCCUUUGCCCGAGACCCAAAUCGCGUUUCCCCUUCUUCUUCUUCUUCUUCGUCUUCUUUUUCGGCUCUGAAAUUCUCUCGAAGCCUCGCCGGCGCUGUUCCGCCCUUAGGAUUUUCUUGAUCUUGGGGGCGCCGCCCCGAUUCAAGGCGCGAGCUUUCUCUCCGGGAAGCUCGCCGAAGCCCUAGACCAUGGAUACCCAGAUCCCCAAACGCAGUCUCGUCGCCGUCUUCGCGGUCGUCGCCGCGGCCCUCCUCCUCUUCUUCCCCUCCGCCGCCAGAUCGGAGCCGCAGAUCCCCGGUUCGGCCAUCAGGUUGCCCACCGAGAAGAGCAGCGAUGGCGGAGGGCUGUGCUCCGGGGCGGCCCGGCCCGGUUCUUGCCCGGUCAAGUGCUUCCGUGCCGACCCGGUCUGCGGCGUGGACGGGGUGACCUACUGGUGCGGCUGCGCCGACGCCGCGUGCUCCGGCGUGGAGGUCGCGAAAUUGGGCUACUGCGAGGUCGGGAACGGUGGCUCCGGUCCGUUGUCGGGUCAGGCGCUGCUUUUGGUCCACAUUGUUUGGUUGAUUGUGCUAGGGUUCUCGGUUCUUUUCGGGUUUUUCUGAACAUAAUGUGGGAGGGCAAUUGGAUUUUUUUCCGUUUUUGUUUUCUCUCUUUCCCGGGGUGCUUCCGGUGUAUGUAUGAGUAGGAUGAUUCCACGGGAUUUAAUUCUUUUGGUCAUAUUAAUCAUUGAUGAUAUAUCGAUUCAUUUCUGUGCGAUCUUGUGAAA